Drosophila innubila is the source of this 1846-nucleotide messenger RNA. It is a transcript of the gene Sbp2, whose product is annotated as selenocysteine insertion sequence-binding protein 2. Lineage: Eukaryota; Metazoa; Arthropoda; Insecta; Diptera; Drosophilidae. The transcript is spliced from 4 exons. The record is from RefSeq and is a predicted model, not a curated record. Gene Ontology annotation, cellular component: ribonucleoprotein complex. Gene Ontology annotation, biological process: selenocysteine incorporation. Gene Ontology annotation, molecular function: ribonucleoprotein complex binding; selenocysteine insertion sequence binding; mRNA 3'-UTR binding. Bases 60 to 1019 code for a protein of 319 amino acids.
ACAUUACUAUAAAAUUAAGUUGGCAGCACUACACUACAUUUGUAAAUAUCGCUCUCAAGAUGUCUCGGAGUUCGGGUAAACUAAAUAUCAUAGAUCAAAACACAUAUCAGGAUCUGAAACAUGAGCAUAAAGACUCAGCGCCAAGGAUUCUACGCAGUUCUAAAUAUAAGAAUAAGCACAAAAAAGAGCAACAAUGUAGCCUAUUCGAUUUUCUUAUUGUGCCCCGCAAGAAACAAAAACAUAUAAACCGAAAGAAACGCCCAAACCUGAUCAUAGCAAGAAACUCCUUAGCUUUUCAUCCCAAACGCAAGGGAAAAACGCGUUUAAAUCCAAAGCAUCGUGUUACUCGCCUAAAACGCAUUAUUCGAAGCUUUCGACAACUGAAACUGCGUUCUACACAGGACGAAAAUGUUGUGGAAACUGUGGAACAGACAUGUGGAUCGCAUUCCGAGCAGUUGCCAGCGAAAAUGGAGAUCAGAUCGACAGAUCCAGAAUUAGAUUGUGUAAGGCAGGAGCAGACUAUAAAUCACUUGUCGCCAGCGCAUCAAUUACAUUCCCGUCGAUUUAGAAGCUAUUGUGAUAACUGCACAACGAAAAGUCUGAAAGAGUUGACGACUCAGCUGUUAAGCGACUUGGAACGCUUUCAGAAACGUGCCUACUCCAACAACGAAAUCAAGGCACGGGCGCAUCCUCGUCUUGUGGUCGGCUUUCGAGAGGCUUUGUCGAGGCUGCGCAUUAAUAAAGUGAAGCUGCUGAUCCUGGCACCUGACUGUGAAGCCUGCUCCGGAGAAGGUGGCCUGGAUGACACAAUCGAGGAACUAAAGUCAGUCUGUCAGCAACAAGAGGUGCCUUAUUGCUUCUCCCUAAUGCGACGGGAGUUGGCCUAUGCACUGCGUAAGCGAGCGCAGAUCUCUUGUGUAGCUGUCUUGGACUUUGAUGGCGCCAAUGAAACCUACAAGCAACUGCUCCAUGAACUAAAUGAAGCAAGAGUUCUCUACAAAGAGUUGACUGCAUCGUGACAUAUUUAUUUCGUGUCAAAUACGGGCAUUUAAGAGUGUUUAGUGCAAAAGUGUGCCUUGAUAUUUCCAAAAAUUCAUAAUUAGAUUCAUUAAUUAAUUGGUGUCAUCUUUGUAGUGGUCACCAGAUCGUAAAGUGUGGAGCUAAUGUUGUCCAUUUCAGUGGCAGCGCCCACUAAUCCAGCCGUGUCAUUGAAACUAUUAAACGACUGUAUUGCAUCUUUAGCCUGUUGUGCCGCUAAAUUGAACUGUAUGAGAAUAAUCAGGUAGCUAGUGAUGCCUCCACUAACGCCAUACAACGUUUCCAUGUCCAGGGUGAAGAAGCCACAGGCAGAAAAGUCCACGGAAUGAUUGAGCAGUUUCAGCGAUAAAUGAUUCACAAUCUCGUAGAGCAAAUUGUCAUCAGCAACAACACCGCACUUGUGCAAACUAAUCCCAGUGCGCUUUGAAGCCAACGAGGUUUUCCAGCUCAGAUAAAUCAAAUAGAUGCAUUUUCCCGACGUGUACACCAGUACAAUGACCGUGAUGAAUGGAUUUUUGGCGGAGCGAAACAAGGAGGGUAUCGAUUGCGACUGAGUCGCGCAAUAUAGAAAAUACAGUUGGGCCGUAAAGAUUAGGAAACCAUCUCAUCGUGCACUUGGCAUAGAUUGUUUAGCUUCUCCUCCACCUUGGUCGCAUUGCUCAAUUCGCUCUCGUGCGCCACAUUUAUUAUUGGAUUGGAAUUAAUCUGGUGUGGUUUGCGCGGUGUUGGAAUUAUGGUUUCUCCAAAAGAGUUCAGCGAGUGGGCAACUAAUACAAAUAAUUUGAAUAAAUGGAUAAAUGAAAUUAUC